Messenger RNA from Myripristis murdjan (pinecone soldierfish), 865 nucleotides. It is a transcript of the gene tex30, whose product is annotated as testis expressed 30. The coding region runs from base 15 to 749 and encodes 244 amino acids. Lineage: Eukaryota; Metazoa; Chordata; Actinopteri; Holocentriformes; Holocentridae. The transcript has 5 exons. The record is from RefSeq and is a predicted model, not a curated record.
UCAGUUAUUGAUAAAUGCAUCCUGUUAACAUCCAGAGAAGAAAUAGCCUGGGCAUGGACAAGUUUGACGAGGACAGGGUGAAGGUGCCGUUUGGGACCAAACACCUGGAUGCAGCUGUGUGUGUCCCUGCCUCGGUGAACGGUGUCGACACGGCUGUGCUGCUCACACACGGCGCAGGUGGAGACAUGAACUUCAGGCACCUGGUGUCCCUGGCUCAUGCCUUGGCCUCAAGUGGGAUCAUUUGUGUCCGUUUCACAUGCAAAGGUUUAAACCUCGUUUACAGGGUGAAGGCCUACCGUGCUGUGUGGGACUAUGUGAAAUCACUAGAGAGGUUCACUGUAAAGCACAUACUUCUUGGAGGCAGGUCUCUGGGAAGCCGCGCUGCUGCUGCACUGGCCAGGCAGCUGAGAGCAGAGACGGAGGACGCUGUGCAGGGCCUCAUCUGUCUGUCUUUCCCCCUGCACCCGCCAGGACAGACACACAGCCAUCAGCAGCGCAGUGAGGACCUCAGGGUGCUGCCCGAACAGAUGCCUGUGCUGUUUGUGUCAGGGACUGAGGACAACAUGUGUGACAGGGUCCUUUUUGACGGUGUGGUUAAUGAAAUGAAAGCGCAGAUUGAUGUUUUCUGGCUAAAAGGAGGCAGCCACGGCCUCACAGUCAAAGGAAGGUCUGAGGAUUCUGUACUGGACGAGGUGAACGCACAAAUUAUCACCUGGAUUACGAAGCAUAGACUAUCUAAUUUUAUGUGAGUUUUUUUUUUUUUUUUUUUGUAUUGUUGUACUUUUACUCUUAUUGCUUUUUAUAGUUUCACUGAUAAAUAAAUUAUACUUUUUACAUAAUCUUGUCCACCUGGAUGGUUUUUAUU